UUUUCGUCCUACGGAAACGUACAGAAGUAUUGCUCAGAACGCUGAGCAAUAUUAAGUCUACCCUGAAGACUGGCAUUGUGGCGUUUGUGUGUGGAUAUCAUUGGAGGAAAUGAAGUAGCACCUCACUCAAGACCAUUUAUGGCUCUAAUCAGAGAAGAAAAUGGAGCAAAAAUUUGCGGAGGAGCUUUGAUCAAGGAAAACUGGGUGUUAACAGCUGCUCACUGUGAUAUGAAAAAAAGCCAGGUUAUUCUUGGAGCUCAUUCACUGGGAAAAAAAGAGAGAGAACAACAAGUUUUUCAGAUUGCAAAACGAAUUCCCUACCCAUGCUACUCUCCUAAUAAUAAGGAAAACGAUAUAAUGCUGCUGCAGCUUAAAAAAAGAGCAAAACUUAAUAAAGCUGUGAAAAUCAUUCCGUUGCCUAACUCAGAUGAUGAUCCCAAAGAUGGAACAAUUUGCACAGUAGCAGGAUGGGGACAAACUGCCAAUAACUUGAAAAAGGCUUCUAAUACACUAAGGGAAGUCAACAUCACUGUCAUCAACAGAAGGAUCUGCAACGACUGGAAGCAUUAUAAUGGCAGGCCUGUCAUAACAGAGAAUAUGAUAUGCGCUGGGGCUAGGAGAGGAGGAAAGGACUCAUGUUCUGGGGAUUCAGGUGGACCAUUAAUAUGCAAUAAUGUGAUGAGAGGCAUCACUUCUUUCGGAAAGGCCAACAAGUGCGGUGCUGUUGACAGCCCUGGCAUCUACACUCGACUGACAAAGCAAUACCUUCAAUGGAUAAGAAAAACCAUAGGGGGAGAUAUACAGAUUGGAUUUUGACCAGCCAGUUUCCUACUUUGCGCUUGUGUAACAAACCUUGUUUUGCAAUAUGCAUUAUAAAAUAGCUUCAUGAUAGUGGUAAAAGAGGUAUUCCCAUGCUGGGCUUUAGCAGGUUUCUUUCCUUAGGGAUGAAACUGCCUAUGUCUGCUCUCAGAAUAAGCAUGAUCUUAACAGGGCCAGAACAGAGCACCCUCCAUCAACAGCAUUUAUAGUUUAUACUCUUAAGCAUGGAGUCAUUAGACAGGUAUUUGUGACUCACGCUUCUGAUAUUCUUGUUCUGGACGUUUAGACCAAGCUCUAUACAGAUGAAUAUUUCUGACCAAGAACCUACUCCCGCUGUUUGGUUCCUGACUGCAUGUUAAGUAUAUACUGCAUUCUCCUGUAUCUAUAUUUCUGCAAACAACCCUGAAAGUUAAUGAGGUGCCAGGUACAACUCUAGAUACCUGAAAAACUCUGCAGUUUCUCUGCAGCAGAACUCCCGAUUUUAGAGGUGGAGGGAACUGGUAAGCUUUAGGAAAUGAAGUCUCAGCUGGAUCAUUUGGAUAGUUGGAUUUGAGACACAAUAAGUAUUUUCUAACUUUCAUGCAUUUGAAACCUCUGUCUUUCACCCUUUAAUGUACUUUGCAUUUA
Molecule: messenger RNA, 1446 nt
Organism: Struthio camelus australis
Lineage: Eukaryota; Metazoa; Chordata; Aves; Struthioniformes; Struthionidae
Product: granzyme A
Biological process (GO): proteolysis
Molecular function (GO): serine-type endopeptidase activity
Source: RefSeq, a predicted model, not a curated record